Molecule: messenger RNA, 1414 nt
Organism: Musca vetustissima
Lineage: Eukaryota; Metazoa; Arthropoda; Insecta; Diptera; Muscidae
Gene: Pkd2
Product: polycystin-2-like protein 1
Exons: 7
Biological process (GO): detection of mechanical stimulus
Cellular component (GO): membrane
Molecular function (GO): calcium channel activity; calcium ion binding
Source: RefSeq, a predicted model, not a curated record
UACAACAUUUUAUACCACAUCUCAAUUAAAUGUUAAUCCCCUACGAGGUGAAAUAAAACGUUACUAUGGUGCGGGUUAUGUUCAAAAUUUAUCAUAUAAUCGUAUGGAGAAUGAAGAUAUUUUAGAGACAUUAAAAUCAUCCAAGUGGAUAGAUCGUGGUACCAGAAUAGUUAUUCUCGAAUUUGUUUUAUACAAUAACAAUGUCCUCAUGUUCGAUAAUGUAAAAAUAAUAGCCGAACUGCCACCUGUGGGAGGCCUAAUAACCUCCCAUCAAUUUCAAGCAAUCAAAUUGUAUUCAAUAUGGUCAGAUGCAGAUAAUGGAGCUUAUGCAGCAGCUGUUAUAUUUUAUUUGAUGACAAUAUUCUACACCUGUGAAGAGAUUGGUGAAUUUGCAACGAUAGGAGCUUUGAGCUAUUUUAAAUCCAUAUGGAAUAUAUUAGAUAUUUCUGUGUUACUGAUGUCCUAUUUAUCCUUGGUGUACAACAUGAUCCAUUUUAAAUAUUUGAAUGACAUUCUUAAGAAUUCCAAAGAAAAUCCAAAUACUUUUUGGAGUAUUGAUGAAAUAUGUUUUUGGAAUCUUCUAUAUAUCGAUAUGAUGGGUAUAUGCGUAUUUUUGGUAUGGAUUAAAAUCUUCAAAUAUAUCAGCAUCAAUAAAACAAUGCUACAGUUUAGUACAACACUGAAGCGGUGUGCCAAAGAUUUGUGCGGUUUUGCUGUUAUGUUCUUUAUUGUUUUCUUGGCCUAUGCUCAGCUAGGUCUUCUGAUAUUCGGCACCAGCCAUCCGGAUUUUAGAGAAUUUGGAAUUUCCGUUAUUACACUGAUGCGCAUGUUUUUGGGUGAUUUCGAAUAUGAAUUGAUAGAAGAAGCCAAUUACAUCUUGGGACCCCUAUAUUUCUUAAGUUAUGUGCUGUUUGUGUUCUUUAUUUUAUUGAAUAUGUUUCUGGCCAUCAUAAAUGAUACCUAUGGUGCUGUUAAAGAUGAAGUCAAUCAGGGACGUUCCAAUUUCGGUCCAUAUUUAUCAAGAAUGCUGCAGAAAUGUUACUGGUGGAAGAAGAAAGGCGAUGGUUUUGAAAAUUCAAAAUAUUCCAAUGCUGAUGAAGAUAAUUUGGAACUCAAGGACAGUCUUAAUCGAAGUUCAGAUACAUUUUAUCCAAUGACGAAUGAAAGUUCUAUGCCCGAGGAUGAUACAUUGCGUUUGCGUGUAAGUGAAUUAAUAAGAGAAUAUUUCGAAGAGUUACCUCUAAAUGAGCAUCAUCUAAAAAAUAUAACUUUCAAUUCAAAGGAAAAUGAUGACAUUAGACGUUUAACAAAUCGCAUUACGCUGUUGGAAGAUGUUCUGGAACAAUUAAUUGCCGACAUGGAUCUUAUUUUGCAGAAAAUUGAAGGAAAGCAAAUAUGUAGCAGAAAGAAAUAA